AUGCCUAAUUAUUAUCAUCCAAGAUUGCGCAAUCAUGAAAAUUUCUCUUAUGCCAAUAAUAAAAAUGUGCUGCAAUCACCUCCGGGAUUCAAUUCUCAACCGCAACAAGAGAAAAAGCAGUCGUUGGAAGACAUUUUGGGCACUUUUAUUUUGGAGUCUAACAAGAGGUUCGGAAAAAAUGAAGCAAGACUUGACAAUAUAGAAACCCAUAUGACUAACAUGGGUGCUUCAAUGAAGAAAAUUGAGACUCAAGUGGGGCAAUUAGCUAAUGCGGUGAAUUCGAAUCAGAAUGGAGGUUUUCCUAGUGACACUGUGGUAAAUCCAAAGGAAUCAUGCCAAGCAGUUUCCUUGAGAAGUGGUAGGGUGCUUAAAGAGGGUGAUGUUCAAGCUAGUUCAAAGGAGAAAGUUGAGCCAGUGGUACGAGAGGUAGAAAAAGAAGAGAAAGCCAAGAAGCAGAGUGGAAGUGACCAGAAUGACAUGAAGAAAGAUAGCCUUCUAGUGUAUCAACCUCCCAUUCCAUACCCUCAACAGUUUCAGAAGAAGAAAUUAGAUGAACAGUUUGCAGAUGCUCUUGAGCAAAUGCCUAAUUAUGUGAAAUUCAUGAAAGAAGUUAUGUCUAAGAAAAGAAGAUUAGAAGACUUUGAAACUGUUAAGUUAACAGAAGAAUGCAGCGCCAUCCUACAAAAGAAGUUGCCUCAAAAGGUGAAAGAUCCAGGUAGCUUUACCAUACCAUGCACUAUUGGAGGGUCAUCCUUUGAUAAGGCUUUGUGUGAUCUUGGAGCGAGUAUAAAUCUGAUGCCACUUUCAGUUUUCAAGAAAUUGGGGGUAGGAGAGGUGAAACCCACAACCAUCACUCUUCAAUUAGCAGAUCGGUCACUUCUUUAA
Humulus lupulus (European hop) is the source of this 885-nucleotide messenger RNA. RefSeq lists its product as uncharacterized. NCBI's taxonomy places the organism in Eukaryota, Viridiplantae, Streptophyta, Magnoliopsida, Rosales, Cannabaceae. The transcript has a single exon. The coding region runs from base 1 to 885 and encodes 294 amino acids. The record is from RefSeq and is a predicted model, not a curated record.